AUGGGGCCGCCCCUGGAGAAGUGCCGGGCCGACUGGCAGGAGCUCGAGGAGGACUUCCAGCAGCUCCAGGAAACACACAAAAUCUACAGACAAAAACUAGAAGAGCUGAACAGCCUGCAGACAGCCUGCAGCAGCUCUAUACAGAAGCAGAAGAGGGGCUUGCGGGACUUGCAGAGCAGUUUUCAAAGAUGUAAACGCAACUGUAGCCGUGAAGAAUCGGAACUCAUUCAGCAAAUCAACAGCCAGAUCAGAGAACGGCACAAUGUUUUCUUCGACAUGGAAGCUUACCUGCCAAAGAAAAACGGUUUGUACCUAAACCUGGUGCUGGGAAAUGUGAAUGUAACGUUGCUAAGUAAUCAGGCAAAGUUUGCCUACAAAGACGAAUAUGAAAAAUUCAAACUGUACUUGACAAUAAUUUUACUCCUCGGAGCUGUUGCUUGCCGAUUUGUUCUGCAUUACCGGGUGACAGAUGAAGUGUUCAACUUCCUCUUAGUUUGGUAUUACUGCACACUGACAAUAAGGGAAAGUAUCCUCAUCAGCAAUGGAUCAAGGAUUAAGGGAUGGUGGGUGUCUCACCAUUAUGUCUCAACGUUCUUAUCUGGUGUGAUGUUAACAUGGCCAGAUGGUCUUAUGUACCAAAUGUUCCGCAACCAGUUUUUAGCAUUUUCAAUUUUUCAGAGUUGCGUUCAGUUUCUACAAUACUACUAUCAAAGUGGCUGCCUUUACAGACUUCGUGCACUGGGGGAAAGAAACCACUUAGAUCUCACUGUGGAAGGAUUUCAGUCUUGGAUGUGGCGGGGGCUGACUUUUCUCCUUCCCUUCUUGUUCUUUGGGCAUUUUUGGCAGCUCUACAAUGCUAUCACGCUUUUUGAAUUGUCAAGACAUAAGGAAUGUAAAGAAUGGCAGGUUUUUGUGCUUGCUCUCACAUUUCUGGUGCUCUUCCUUGGAAACUUCCUCACAACUCUGAAAGUAGUGCACACCAAACUCCAGAAGAACAAAAUGAAGAAGUUGUGAAAAGAGGACUGUGCUUCCGAUGGCUAGAACUUGGGGUUUGGUCCCUUUCUGCCUUCCCUUUGGUUAGACUUGUGUUUUGGACAGACCCCCCAUGCUC
Molecule: messenger RNA, 1111 nt
Organism: Euleptes europaea (tarantolino)
Lineage: Eukaryota; Metazoa; Chordata; Lepidosauria; Squamata; Sphaerodactylidae
Gene: TMEM120B
Product: transmembrane protein 120B
Exons: 12
Coding region: 1-1014 (337 amino acids)
Biological process (GO): fat cell differentiation
Cellular component (GO): nuclear inner membrane
Source: RefSeq, a predicted model, not a curated record